AUGGAUAUCACCAUGAAAAUCUUGAUCCUGGUAAGCCUAGCUUGCAAAGAAGUGACACCAAGUGCGCAACGAACAGGAAAAGAAGUGGAGGAAAGGUUGAGACCGGAAUUCGAAUUUGGAAAAGCUAUGGUGAUGUUCUGGAAGACAACAUAA
Messenger RNA from Loa loa (African eye worm), 153 nucleotides. RefSeq lists its product as hypothetical. NCBI's taxonomy places the organism in Eukaryota, Metazoa, Nematoda, Chromadorea, Rhabditida, Onchocercidae. The coding region runs from base 1 to 153 and encodes 50 amino acids. The record is from RefSeq and is a predicted model, not a curated record. The transcript has 2 exons.